CCACGUGGUUUUACAACAACCGGAAAACAGCAGCGAGUGUCUUUGCAGCUGGAAAACUAACUUUUAUUCAUAGUUUGACUCAAGUUUCUUCUGUUUUUGCCGUCAAAAUAGUUUCUUACUUUUAUAGAUUUUAAUUACACUUCAGCAGACGUGUCCUCUAAUGAUGCAAGCCUUGAAAAGCGUCAGACACCUGACGUCCAGUACAAUGAAACAAGCAGCAGAGGGUGUGUGUGUUCCAGUGUCAGAGCUCUCUCUACCGGUCCCCUGGGGGGAGAUCAGAGGUAAAGUCUGGGGUCCUGAUCACGGCCGUCCUGUACUGUGCCUGCACGGCUGGGCUGAUAACUGUGGUUCAUUCAACACCCUCAUCCCUCUUCUACCCAAAGAGUGUAGAUACGUGGCGGUGGACCUGGCAGGUCACGGUCUGUCCUCACAUCGUGCUCCCGGAGUCUUCUACUCCUUUCCUUCGUAUGUGUCGGAUGUACGCACAGUCAUUGACGCUCUCCAGUGGAGCAAAUUCUCCAUCAUCGGCCACAGUAUGGGUGGUAAUGUCGCUGGAAUGUUCAGUGCACUGUAUCCAGAGAUGGUGGAUGCUGUCGUACUGCUGGACUCAUAUGGAUUCUUACCCACAGAUCCGAAAGAAUUACCCAAACUGAUGCGUCAGGGGAUCGAAGACAUGCUUCAGUUUGAAAAGAAGUCUAAAGAUAAGAAGGAGCGAGUUUACACUUAUGCGAAGGCAGUUGAGAGGCUGUUUGCUGCAAACCCGACUCUGUCUCUGGAGUCUGUGAAGAUCCUGUUAGAGCGAGGUCUAGUUCAAGUUGAAGGAGGAGUUGUGUUCUCCCGAGACUUUCGUAUUAAUCUGAAAAACAUAGUGCGCAUCAGUUUGGAGCAGAGUCUGGAGAUGCAGUCGAGGAUACAAGCUUCUGUUCUAGUUGUUCUAGCAGAAGAAGGCUUUGAGAAAAUAUUUGCUGAACCAGAUCAAAAGAAGUUUACAUCAGCUCUUCUUCAGGCCUAUAGAGACAGAAAUCACACGGUGUUGACGGUACCAGGCGACCAUCACGUCCAUCUGAAUAACCCCGUCGUCGUUGCUCCGCUUGUGUCUGACUUCCUGCAGACUCAAGUGUUGUCACAGUCGGCCAGACUGACAGACGAACAGACCUCCAAGUUGUAGGAAAAAAACACACAUUCAUAUUACACCUUGGUGCUUGAACUGUUUUAACAUCAAUUAGUUGCCAUAUGUGACUUA
Molecule: messenger RNA, 1243 nt
Organism: Thunnus maccoyii (southern bluefin tuna)
Lineage: Eukaryota; Metazoa; Chordata; Actinopteri; Scombriformes; Scombridae
Product: serine hydrolase-like protein
Exons: 12
Coding region: 161-1168 (335 amino acids)
Source: RefSeq, a predicted model, not a curated record